Messenger RNA from Gymnodraco acuticeps, 1410 nucleotides. It is a transcript of the gene jmjd8, whose product is annotated as jumonji domain containing 8. The record is from RefSeq and is a predicted model, not a curated record. NCBI's taxonomy places the organism in Eukaryota, Metazoa, Chordata, Actinopteri, Perciformes, Bathydraconidae. Bases 100 to 909 code for a protein of 269 amino acids. Gene Ontology annotation, cellular component: cytoplasm. The transcript is spliced from 9 exons.
CAGGAAGUGAAAAUACUUCAUUCUCAGGGAUGAUGCGAGAAAUUCACAGGGUUUCUCCUUCAUUUAGUUAUAAUUUAGAUUUCUGUGAUAAAGUUUUGAAUGGAAUAUAAUACGGCUGUAUUAACUGCAUGUGCUCAGUUUGUUUUAUUAUGUUUUAUUGGGAUAAAAGCAGCUGAACCGUCGGGAGGCGGAUGGUCUUCAGACUCAGGCUUCAGACUACAGGAUGAAGGAAAUUGUAACAUCGACAUUUUGGACGGCUUUUCCCUCUCACAUCAACAGUUCAUUGAAAGAUAUGCGUACAGCAGACCGGUGAUCCUCAGAGGUCUGACUGACAACACGAGGUUCAGGUCGCUGUGCUCCAAGGCCAGUUUGUUGGAAGAAUACGGCGCCCGCAAAGUUCGUCUCAGCACAGCGAACACGUUCUCUUACAGGAAAGUGGACAUCCCUCUGCAGGAGUAUGUGGACGAUCUGCUGCGGCCGCAGUCUGCAGACGCACUCGGCAGCGAGACGCUGUAUUUCUUUGGAGACAACAACUUCACAGAGUGGCAGAGUUUGUUUGAGCAGUACGAGUCUCCCCCGUACGUCCUGCCUCGCACCAGCGGAGCGUACAGCUUCGGGAUCGCAGGUCCUGGGACCGGCGUCCCCUUCCACUGGCACGGCCCCGGUUACUCUGAGGUCAUCUAUGGCAGAAAGCGAUGGUUCCUCUACCCGCCGGACAGGGAGCCUCAUUUCCACCCGAACCGCACCACCCUGUCCUGGCUGAGGGACACGUACCCCCACCUGCCUGAGGAGGAGGCUCCGCUGGAGUGCACCAUCAGGCCUGGAGAGGUUCUGUAUUUCCCCGACCGCUGGUGGCACGCCACCCUCAACCUGGACACCAGCGUCUUCAUCUCCACCUUCCUCGGCUGAACUUCUCCUUCGUCGCUCUCUUCAGCCGUCCAAAUUCAUUUUAUUUAAUUAAAUUAAUGGCGGCUGUUACAUCACUUUGUCUCCAUCUGCAGACUGACUGAAGAAAAACAAAUGAUUGUAAUUCAUGUUUGAGCUGCAAGUUUCAGGUUCAUAUUUGAGUCUAAAGAAACACACUUACAUUCCAGGAGAAUCUUUUUAGUUUUUCCUAAUAAUGAUAAAGCAAUAAAAAGUAUUUAAUUAAUAGUAUUUAAUGCCCAAACAAGCUGUCGGGAUCAGAUGGUACUACAUUUUAAUAUUAUGUCAUAUCAUUUGUAUCACUCUUUCUUGAAGCACACGUUGGGGAAUAAAGAUGGCUGCCAGUCAAAUGUUUGCAGAUUAUUUAGGUGGUUCUUUCAACAGAUAAACGAUAAUGUGUUGUUUGCAUCAAAACUCAAGAUGCAAAAAUCAAUUUGUUUUCAUUUAUUUGUUCAUACAUUCAGUGAGUAAAAAAUUAAAAAAGCG